CUACUUGUUUGAGGUCGAGCUGUGAGUAUAACAAGAACAGUCCUUAGCCCGUGCUUCAUGCAUGGGCAGGUUUGGUCUUCUUCGUCCCAGCUUCUCUUAUGUUUUUGUGCCCACCAUUUUUCGAAACCCAAUCUCUCGCUUUUCCACGAUUUCCUUCCAAACCCACUUCCAAAAUGGGCACUUUUUGGAGAGCAAAGAACAAUUUGCCACCUUAUGUUCCAAAGGGCAGAUCAAAGAAGCGUUUGAAAGCUUUGUAUAUGAGAUAUGGACAGAACCCCGUUUAUUUUCAAAUCUCCUCCAAGCAUGUAUUCCCACAAAGUCUGUUGCUUUGGGAAAACAGCUUCAUUCUUUGAUAUUAACUUCUGGGUGUUCCUCAGACAAGUUCAUUUCCAAUCAUCUCCUCAACCUCUACACAAAAUUUGGGGAACUUCAAGUUGCAGUGGCACUGUUUGAUCGAAUACCAAGGAGGAACGUCAUGUCAUGUAACAUCAUGAUCAAGGGCUAUCUUGAAAUGGGCAAUCUUGAGGUUGCUAAGAAACUGUUUGAUGAAAUGCCUGUGAGGAAUGUUGCCACGUGGAAUGCAAUGGUCACGGGGUUGACCAAGUUUGAAAUGAAUGAAGAGUCUUUGUUCUUGUUUGCAAGGAUGAAUGAGUUGGGUUUCAUGCCGGAUGAGUACUCAUUGGGGAGUGUGCUCAGGGGAUGUGCACAUUUGAUAGCUUUGUGUGCAGGGCAACAGGUUCAUGCUUAUGUUAUGAAAUGUGGGUUUGAGUUUAAUUUGGUUGUUGGAUGCUCUUUAGCUCAUAUGUAUAUGAAAGCUGGAAGCUUGCAUGAUGGGGAGAGAGUUAUCAAAUGGAUGCCAAAUUGUAAUUUGGUCGCUUGGAAUACACUUAUGGCCGGAAAAGCUCAAAAGGGUUACUUUGAAGGAGUUCUGGAUCAGUACUGUAUGAUGAAAAUGGCAGGUUUUAGACCAGAUAAAAUUACAUUUGUGAGUGUGAUCAGUUCAUGUUCGGAGCUAGCCACCCUGGGUCAAGGGAAGCAAAUUCAUGCUGAAACAAUCAAAGCAGGAGCUAAUUCUGAAGUUUCUGUAGUUAGUUCGUUGGUCAGUAUGUACUCUAGAUGUGGAUGUUUGCAAGACUCGAUCAAUGCUUUUCUGGAAUGCAAAGUGCGAGAUGUUGUGUUAUGGAGCUCAAUGAUUGCUGCUUAUGGGUUUCAUGGUCAAGGAGAAGACGCCAUCAAGCUUUUCAAUGAGAUGGAACAUGAAAAUCUGCCAGGAAAUGAAGUCACAUUCUUGAGCUUACUAUAUGCUUGUAGUCAUUGUGGACUGAAAGAUAAAGGUCUUGCUUUCUUUAACAUGAUGAUAGAUAAGUAUGGACUCAAAGCUAGACUAGAACACUAUACUUGUGUGGUUGACCUGCUAGGCAGGUCUGGUUGUUUAGAGGAAGCAGAGGCUAUGAUACGAUCUAUGCCUGUAAGAGCAGAUGCAAUUAUAUGGAAAACAUUAUUAUCUGCAUGUAAAAUCCACAAGAAUGCAGAAAUUGCAAGAAGGGUUGCUGAAGAAGUUCUUAGGAUCGAUCCUCAAGACUCGGCUUCAUAUGUUCUACUUGCCAAUAUUUAUGCAUCAGCUAAGUGGUGGCAAAAUGUUUCUGAUGUGAGAAGAGCCAUGAAAGACAAGAUGGUGAAGAAAGAACCAGGCAUAAGUUGGGUAGAAGUGAAGAAUCGCAUUCAUCAAUUUCGUAUAGAUGAUGAAGGCCACCCAAAAUCUGUGGAGAUUAAUCAGUACCUGGAAGAAUUAACUUUAGAAAUGAAGAUGCGGGGCUAUGUACCUGAUACAGGUUCUGUUCUGCAUGAUAUGGACAAUGAGGAAAAAGAAUACAACUUGAAGCACCAUAGUGAGAAAUUGGCAAUUGCUUUUGCUUUAAUGAGCAACCCAGAGGGAGUGCCAAUAAGGGUGAUGAAAAACUUGCGGGUUUGCAGUGACUGUCAUGUUGCCAUCAAGUACAUAUCAGAGAUUAAAAAUCUAGAAAUUAUUGUGAGAGACUCUAGCAGGUUUCACCAUUUCAAAAAUGGCAUAUGUUCUUGUGGAGAUUAUUGGUAA
Messenger RNA from Abrus precatorius (Indian licorice), 2095 nucleotides. RefSeq names its product pentatricopeptide repeat-containing protein At2g41080. Gene Ontology annotation, biological process: RNA modification. Lineage: Eukaryota; Viridiplantae; Streptophyta; Magnoliopsida; Fabales; Fabaceae. The coding region runs from base 62 to 2095 and encodes 677 amino acids. The record is from RefSeq and is a predicted model, not a curated record. Gene Ontology annotation, molecular function: zinc ion binding; RNA binding; protein binding. The transcript has a single exon.